Molecule: messenger RNA, 5502 nt
Organism: Naegleria gruberi
Lineage: Eukaryota; Heterolobosea; Eutetramitea; Acrasida; Naegleriidae
Exons: 2
Coding region: 1-5502 (1833 amino acids)
Biological process (GO): microtubule polymerization; centrosome duplication; establishment or maintenance of microtubule cytoskeleton polarity
Cellular component (GO): microtubule plus-end; centrosome; spindle pole
Molecular function (GO): microtubule plus-end binding; microtubule plus end polymerase activity
Source: RefSeq, a predicted model, not a curated record
AUGCUCGAAGAAGAGCUUAGAAAAGAGGAAGAAAGGAUGAAGAAUAAAUCACAAAAACCAAAAAUUUCAUCAAACAAUUCAGAUAAACUAUUGAGGCCCCCUUCAGCCUCAACAUCUCUCAAUCCUCCACCAGCAAACAUAUCACCAACAGCAUCUGUAGAAUUAUCAAACUUCCUUAUAUCAAGCAAAAACAUCAAUAACUUUAUUUCUGAUGCACCUCCUGUAAACAUCCCAACCGAAGAAAAUAAUAACAGCGAAAUAUCAUCACCAACAUCUGAAACAAUCAAGACUUCUUCAUCAACUGUUAAAGAGGAAAAAAAUAGCAAACCAUCAACUCCGGCAUCUGAUAUCAAAGUAGGUACUGUGCCAAAGAAACAAAAUCCGAUCAACAAACCAAGCCCACAAAAUGAACUGAACAAAUCAAUACCAAUUCCCGAAAAUAAUUUAAAUGGAGACUCAGCAUCUUCAUCUCAAGAUUCUACAACUCUAUUUGAAACCUUGUUGAAGGAAGAAUUGGAACGAUCAAAACAACAAUCGGAAGGAGGAGAAGAUAAACCUGCUUGGGCAAAGAAAGUAGACGAAUUGGAUGAAUUAAUCACAAAAUUCAAAACAAAGGAUACAAACGAUAGCAUUUUUCAAGAUAGUGAAACUGAAUUGACACAAACCCUAAAUAAUAGACACCCAAAUAUUUUAGAAAAAGGAGUAGAAACCCUAUUUCACUAUGUUAAUAGAUACCAAAAUGUUCAGAACUCGGCAGAAAAGUUUAUCAACCUACUGGUUGAUAAAGGUCUCUCAUCAAAGAGCUCCGUGCAACAAAAAUCAACGGAUAUUAUCCUAUUAUAUUUUGAAACUUGUGAUCCAGCAGCUAUUCUUACAGUUCUCAAAGCAUUUUUCAGUAGUAAGAAAGCAAAGGUUCGUUCUCAAUGCAUUGGAAUUGUAAAGUCAGCCGUACAAUGUUUUGGUUUUCCCACCAUUCCACCUAAAAUGAUUCUUCAAAGUUUACCUACUAUUCUUGAAGAUGCCAGCUCAAGAGAAGAGUCCCAUAAGCUUGCAAUAGAAACUUUUAAAUGGCUUGGAUACGAAACAGUAGAGCCACAUCUUAAAGAUGUCAAAGGAAGUAAAUUAAAAGCACUUAAAGAUGAAUACGAUCUAUUACAGGACAAGUCACCUAAACCAACCAGAUUUUCAAGACUGGCAAGCGUUUAUAACUCAACAGCCAGUAUUAAGAAUUUGGUUACUGCUGCAUCAGAAGAGCUGAAAGCUAAACGAGAAAUUAUAGACCUUAACGAUAAAAUAAGAAAGGAUUGGUAUGAUGAUGUUACUAACGCCAAGUGGAUUAUUAAGAGAGAUGCUCUUAAAGAGCUCAAACAACUCUUGGAAACGUUCAAUAUUAAGAAAGCCGACUAUUCUGAAAUAUUAUCUCAGAUUAAUGUAAUUAUUCAAAGAGAGAAAAAUGUAGUUGUUGUGAAGGAAAGUAUUGAAUGCUUAAGUGCAUUCUCUAAAGCCUUAAAAACAGAUUUUACAUCAUCAGCAAAGCCAUUUUACGAACGAUUACUUACAAAACUGAAAGAAAAAAAUCUUUCUGAUUCGACUAUAGAGUGUUUAGUUUCAUUUGAUGUUAGUUCAUUUCCCUUUACAGAUAUGUUGGAAACUAUUUUCUCUGCAAUGAACAACAAGACAGCCUCUACCUCUGAGAAACUUCAAAUAUUUACAUUCAUCGACAAAUGCUUCCAAAACAAGAAGAAGAAGGAUUUAGAAAAGGCUUUAAAAAAUUUGGUUAAUAAUUUGCUUUCGUUUUGUGAAGAUGCAAGUUCAGAGGUUAGAGAUUUGUGUUGCAAAACUUUGGCAAGAUUAUUAUUUAUUAUUGGGGACACUGAUUAUACAAAUUUAUUCCUUAAACUCGACUCUUACAUGAAGGAAAAGAUUGUUCAAUAUCUGGAAUCGUAUGGAUCACCUCCUUCUGAUGGUGUUGGAAAAAAACUUUCUCAAUCCAUAGAAAAGAAGACAGCACCUGCAAAUAUUCCAAAGACAACUAGCUCAGUCACACUUAGGCCUAGCUCAAGAGCAGAUACUAACCCAGUUAGAUCUAGUACAUCAUCUCUCGCUAAGAAGCCUUCUUCGAAGCCAUUAGUAUCAAAGUCAAUAUCCCUUAAAAAAACGGAAUCAAUUCAAAGUUUAUCUAGUUCUGAUGUUAUUGAGGAAGCCAAUAAUUUGUUUGGAGGAAAUAUUGUUGAACAACUAGCCAACAGUAAUUGGAAUGAUAGAAUGCUCUCAUUGAAUCAUAUUGAAUCUGUAAUUAGUAGUCUCGACAAGAAUGACCUUCAAACAAAGCAUGAACACAUUAUUUCAUUAUUCCAAUACAAACCAGGUACUAAAGAGUCUAAUGCCAAGGUUUUGGAAAAGAUAUUCGAAAUAAUAGAACGUGUUCUCUCCUCAACAGAGGGAAAGUUAUCAGAGGUUAAUAUACCACCAACACUUCAGUGGAUGAUUGAAAAAUUAGCUACACCUAAAGUUGAUAUAAUUAUUCAGAAAGCUAUGAAGAAAGUGUGCGAGUCAAUUAAUCCACAAUUUGUUUUUAAUAAGAUUUCAGAAACUUUGACUGACAAAAUGCCUCCAAAAUUGAUUGGAUCAGUUUUGGAAUGGUUAGGAGAGGUUAUUACUGAAUUCAGUAUUGCUUGCUUUAAUAGUUCGGAAUUAAUUGAAUUUUCUAAAAAAUAUCUUGGGAAUAGUAAUCCAAUUAUUAAGAAAGGAUGCAUCAAAAUGUUAUGUUCCAUGAAGUUGUUCAUGGGAGAGGGCUUGUUGAACUUUUUGGGAGAUGUUAAACCAGCUCUUCUAGACAUGGUAAAAAAGGAUUUUUCAAAAGUUGAUUCUAAACCUCCUGAACCAACAAGAAAAGUAAAGGGAGAACAACUUAAAGUCAGUAGUGCAAUGUAUGACACACUUCCAAGAUGUGACAUUUUACCAAAACUUCACCCAAAGAUUUAUCACAGUAUGGAAGAUAAGAAUUGGAUGACAAGACUUGAAGCAAUUCAAACUGUAGAAAAAAUUAUCGUAAAUGAUGCCCACAAAAGAAUUUUACCAAACAUUCUUGAACUGAUACAUGCAUUGAGACAAAGAUUGGAAGACAAUAAUAACAAAGUAGUGAUAUCUACACUUUUAUUGAUUGACCUGAUCUCAGAGGCAGUUGGCCCAGAAAUGGAAAAGUUUAUCAAGAUUCUCCUUCCCAGUGUUAUUUCGAAAUCUAUGCACAAUAACAAGGCAGUGAGGACAUGUGCACUAGAAUCUUUGGAGAAAUAUUUAAAUAUAGUUCAGUUUGAGAGUAUGCUCAAAAUAUUCCCUAAAUCCAUAGCAAGCGACAAAGGAAACCCUGAAGGCAAGAAGGAAAUUAUUGAAUUUAUGCACAAACAUAUAGUAGAAAUGAAAAAUAAGAAUGUGGAUUUAUUUACUCCUCUGGUGAAGCCAAUACUCGAUUACUUAACAAAGGCUGGUUCAGAUACAAGGAAAUUAGCAGAGGCAAUAUUGGGUGAAAUUAUUUCUAAUGGAGGAUAUGACUUUGUCUUUAAGAGAAUUAGAGAACUCAAAGCUGCCCAUCAAAAAGGUUUCUCACUUCUUCUUCAAAAGUAUGCCCCUUCUACUGAGGUGGAAUCUCAACCUCCACCUGUUACUCAAUCCCUCACACUACCAACAACACCUUCCAACUCUAUCAGAGGUGAUAAGAAAAUUACUCUAAGAGAUGUUAGUAAAUCUCUUAGUGUGGAUACUAGACAGACAGAGGAAGAAGAGGGGUCAAAAGUGCCAAAGACUGUCAAAAAACGGGCCAAUAUCUCAAAGACUUUGGCAACCUCACCAAACAAAUCUCCAUCACCCUCCUCACCAAAGACAAAACCUAUUACAAACACCUUUGUUCCAAAAUUACAAUUCUCCACAGGCAUUACAGGCAUUGCAACUGUUGACGAAUACAAGUUAGAUUUGGAUAAGAUUGAAGUGAAUCAUGACUCUCCAGUAGAAGCAGAAACACCAAUGCAUGAUGUGUACAAUUCAGCAAAUGGCCCAAUGCCAGGAAAUAUUACACCAAGGAUGCCAGAGCGAUCUCCAGUAAGAGAUAAUAAGAAGGAAGAGUUAAUAUCUGGUCAUUCUAUUGGAGAGCUAGUAAAGGCAAUCAAUACAAACGACCAUGGAUCUGAGAUAGCCAUCAAUGCUCUGAAGACCCUAGUCUCCAUGUUUAAAGAUGAGUCUUGCAGACCGGCUAUUUUAUCAUACCUUAAAGAAUUGGUCGAGUCCCUAACAGACAAUACGCAGUACUCUUUUGAGAAGGCAUCUGCUGGUUUAGUCUCUACAAGAAUAUGUAAAUAUCUCCUUUCAACACUUAUGCAACUUUUUAGUAAUAGACAAAUGGCUGCUUUUGUACCACAAGAGACACUACAAAGAAUGAUCGACCAACUACUGAGCAGACUGUUGGACGAAAGAUUACCUAGUCUCGACUAUGGACAGGAAUUAUUAAGAGGGUUGAACUCUUUAAUGUUGAAAGUUUUGGAAAAUUCAAAUCGAACCUAUUCCUAUACCUCACUGAUUCACUUGUUAGAAUAUUCAUAUGCAAAUACUUCGUUGAAAAAAUAUACUGAGCUAGUUGUCAAGUGCUUGAUCAAAUUAACAAAAGCACUCGCUGCAACUAUUGACAGAGUUGAUGUUGAUAUUUUGUUGAUGGAUCUUCACAGCUUCUUAACUCAUAACCCACCAACAUUCUUCAAGGACAGGAAUGAUCUACCACUUAGAACCAUUAAAACCAUCCUUAACGAACUUGUGAAGGUUAAAGGAGAAACUAUCAGAUCAUGUCUUGGACUUAUCCCUACCCACAAAAAUCCACUAAUUAUUUCAUAUAUUGAAUUGAUGGUAAACUCUGCUCAAACAACAGUUUCUUCCAGUACAAACUCACAAGCAACUGUUCCAUCCACUACUACCCCUAAUAUUACAGCACAAACGAUAAGCAAACCUCCAAGAAAUAGUGUUACAGCCAGUCAAAUUCAGCAAGCAUACCCUCUUCAACAACCAUCCACUGUUUCAAAUGAAAAGAUAGUACAGGAUGAACUCACUGAUAUUUUCAACUUGAUAAGUAAUAAGGAUAGUACUCAUACUGGUCUAUACAGACUAUAUGAAUUCAAAAAGAACCAUCCAAGUGUUGGUAUCAAUAACCACUUGUUAAAAUGUAGUGAACCUUUCCAACAAUACAUUCAUAGACAAUUGGCCAAGAUUGCACAAUAUGAAUCCUCAAAGCAAGAGAGCUUUGCAGCAUCAUCCCACAGAGCCCAAUCACCAGCAUCAAGGCAGAGACAGGCAACAGCAAUUACCUCUGUUGACGAUAUCAGAAGACAAUUGAAACUUCAUCAACAAGAAUCCAAACAAAAGAAUAUGGGAAGGUCUUUGACAGUCUCUGACCUAAAGAAGAGAAUUCAAAACAUUGAAGAAAAGCUUUCUUCUACAGACAAUGAGACCACAGAAGAAUAA